AUGCGCCCUACAUCGCCAGCUCGUUUCGCUCCCCCUUUACGGGCUCCUACCGUCUGCCCUCGACCACUGUUCCUCCGCGCCGCAACAGCAGUGAGGACAAGUACGACAAAAGCGCAGCAUGCUUCUCGAUUGUUUUCCUGUCAGACCGCACGCUCGGGUCUCGUACAAAACUCGGGAGCGAAGCCAAAGAUGCCCUACGUCGCCUUCAGUUUCGAGCAUCUUGGAAUCAGCAACAAAUGGAACAAGUACAUUAUGGUCUUCUUCAUCACCAUGGGCACUAUCGAGACCUAUCUUUGGUACAAAUACCUUCCUGCUUGGUGGGAGGCUCACAGCAACACUGCCACUGAAUUUGAGAAGCAACGUGACGGUCCUCAGUCCCACACCGCCAACUGA
This is a messenger RNA of Neurospora hispaniola, 393 nucleotides long. RefSeq lists its product as uncharacterized. The transcript has a single exon. Bases 1 to 393 code for a protein of 130 amino acids. The record is from RefSeq and is a predicted model, not a curated record. NCBI's taxonomy places the organism in Eukaryota, Fungi, Ascomycota, Sordariomycetes, Sordariales, Sordariaceae.